Exophiala spinifera is the source of this 1554-nucleotide messenger RNA. RefSeq lists its product as uncharacterized. The record is from RefSeq and is a predicted model, not a curated record. The coding region runs from base 1 to 1554 and encodes 517 amino acids. Lineage: Eukaryota; Fungi; Ascomycota; Eurotiomycetes; Chaetothyriales; Herpotrichiellaceae. The transcript has a single exon.
AUGGACCAAUUAGACCAGAAGGGGUUCUCUCUGUUUCCUAUGCCGCCUACCCCCCCGGUGAACAGACCCAAUAUUGCUAGGAUGAUCUUGAGUGAACAACAAAGAACGGUUGCUAUGGACGGCCCUGAGCCCAGCUUGAAGCACCGACUCUCUGAUGUCCAACGCUUGCGUCCUCCCCCGCUGAAGCUACGCAAGAAGAAGCCGACCGAGUCGAGCCUACCGCCGUCUACAACAUCGUCGCCUUUGGUUGGCUUUGAGCUUCCCUUACCGUCACCCAGUGACGUUGACGAAGAGCCGUUACCACUAUUCACCACUGGCUAUGAUGCCCCCAGUCAAGGCACGCACCUUGGGGUCCCUGCACCUUCCGCCCGAGCCUCUUCGGUAUUAGUUCCCGAAUACAACAUUGUUGUAGACGGCCCCCCAGAGGAACGAGGGCCGGCGAUUGGGGAGGAGCAGCCUUCUGCGCAAACCGGUGCCUUGUCCAAAAGGACAUCGUAUCGGAAGAGCCAAUGGCUCGACGGCCAGGGAGAACUCGAUCGCAAGAGGCUGUCUAUGUACUUGAGUGGAGUUCUCGAUCCGUCCUUUGAAGUUGUAGAGGAGUCAGCCUAUCUCACGCCAUUGCCACACAAUGCACGUGCGAGUAUCCUCCAGCAUGAGAACCAAGCGCUCGAUGAUGCCUCUUACGCUACGUCAUUCUCGUUGCGAAGUUCUUGGAGAUUUUCGGCCCUCUCAAACGCGUCUCACAACUCUCGAAGACCAGCACCGAUUCAGAUACGGGACGACGCGUCGGCUAAAGACUGCCACUGCCCCCCCGGUGUAAUCAUCUGCAAGUGCUGUUCCUCGCCAGAGUUUGAGCGCUUCCGACGCGUUCACAGCGAGCACAAGUCCAAUCCCAGCGUCAGCUCCACCACAUGUUUCCUGUCGAUUCCCAGGGCCCGCUUCCGGUCCAACCUGGGCGAGGUCGACGAGAUGGACACACCUUCCACGCCCCCGGGACUUAUGUAUGAUUCUGAGGACAGCGAUGAGUUCGACUGGUCUCUGCCAAACUCUCCGACUUUCCACGAACGCACGUUGCACUACCAAGAUACCCCAACCCCGGCUCCUCGUCAACCUCCUAAGACGCGGGGCCCUGUCCCAUCGUUCUCCCUCCCCUUUUCGCACGGAAAGCAGAUCCGACCUCAGUUCCACGUCGAUCGGACACAGUCUUCGUCACCACGCACUUCGCAGCACCCCUCGUCAACCAGCACGGUCCCUACGUUGGCUAGCAUUUCGACCGUGUCCACAUUCACCUUUGAUUUCUGCCGCAACGACGACGACGAAGAAGACAACCAGACCGAGUACGAUUUGUCCGACGAAGUGACCGAGAUCAGCGAGAUCCGCACCUUCAAACCGGUUCAAAAGGCCAAGCCAGUCUUGGUCCAUUGUCGCGGUCCGUCCCCACAGUCCAUCAAGUAUGGACAGCAUCGUCUCCGGCACAAGGUGGCCGACAGUGACGACUCGUUCUCGUCGACCGAGAACUGGGGAACUGGAUACGCUACCAUCUAUGUACGAUAA